UCAAGCCGUGUUUUCGGUUCCACUUAGCAAACGGCAAGGUGAGCGCCCUGCGCCGUCCACGCCACGCCCGCGAGGAUGGCGAGCCUCGCGGCCGUCCGCCUCCCGGCCGUCAGCGAUCAGCUUCCGCCACCCAGGCCGGCGCUGGCGUGGGCGGAGGCAUCCGGCGCAGCGCCCGCACCGAGGCCACCUUCGCACCCCAGGAGGGCCCGCGGGCGCCCCAGCGCAGGCGGGUGGAUCCAGCGCCCCCCUCUGUGCAGACCGCCCGGCGGCCACGCCAGGGCCACGCCGGGCUCCGACGUCCUCGUCCGCGGCAGGAUCCGCAGGCCCCCAGGGCUUCGUCCUCCCGAGCCCCCCGCGCCCCUGGCCUUCAUCGAAGCACUUGCCCGAGGUGGACACGGGGAUCUCCGAUCCUCGCCCCGGCAGCGGCACGCCUGGCUGGCACGCAGCGGGGGAGUUCACGGCGCCCGAGCCGUGGCCCAGAAUGGAGUUGGCCGGCAGCUUGGCAGUGAGCGACCGCACGAGCUGCACCGAGGCGACCUCCGACCUCUUCGCGAUCUCUUCGGAGCUCCCCGCCGAGGCGACCUCCGACCUCUUCGCGAUCUCCCCGGAGCUCUCCGUGGCGGGCACGGGACUCCGUCUGGCCAGCGCCAUCGCGGGCGAGGCCGAGCGGGCCCCCACCUGGCCGGGCAGCGUACGCCCCACCAGCGAGCCCCUCCCGCCCAGCGCGCCGCUCCACCUCGACGGCCGCAGGAGGACCCCGUGCCGCACGGGCCCGAGCCCGCGCGGCGGCGAACCGGCCGGGCAGCCUGCACUGCCGCGGGGGGAGGCGCCCGCGCUGUGCCGCCCCAGCAUGGCUGGCAGGUCGCUGUCGGCGAGGGGCAGCGGGUAUCCGCGCCACGCGGGCAGCUUCGGGGCUGAGGACGAGGAGCUUUGUGCAGCGGGCUUCAGGGGAGCAAGGGUUCGUGGCGAUGAUACGCUCCUGCGGACUUGAAAACACUCCACCUCGUGCCUCGAGGAGCAGGCUCUUCUUUUGUGUUAUGAAUCGAUGCACGCUUUUUUCAAUCGUUCGAGUUGCAUCGUAGCCCGUUGCUGGGCGCCCUCACUUUUUUGCCAUAGAUGUCAUGUGUGAUACCGACCCAUCUUCACUUCAGCUGACCAUAGCUCUAGGCGAAAGCCGAGUCGCAGAGAUGAGAGCACCAGCUAUGCGGGGGAGCCGAAGUGGGAGAGACGAGCGCAGAAGCUGGGGCGAUGGGCGAUGGAGUCGCAGAGGUAAGCUUAACCAUGCGAUACGUAUGUUAGGUUGCCAUGGUGACCCGGGCCAGUGGCCCCAAUGGCGGCGACUUUGUGCGCGCGCGCCUCCCGCGCAAAAUUGCGCAUCUAGAAAGUAAGCAUCGAAUUAGCAACUGAGCGAUUGAAGCGGGAUUGAGAAUUGCCCGCCAGGUCGUGCAACACUUGGCCUUUGGCUGUGCUGUGGGUUGCUUGGAGGCGACUUUGCCACACAGACAUCAAGGAAUCUCUGGCCAUGUGGUCUCUGCGAUUAGGGCAGCGCGUCUUUCUUGUUGGGGUGGAGCCGUGGCGAGAGCGACGCUGCUGUGAAGGCCCGCAGCACAGUGGGUGCACAGACACAGUUCUUCAACACAUCCCUACGUAUCCGUUGCGACUUACUGCUUCUGAGUGCACUACAAAAUAACUGGGUGCGCUCUGCGCGGAUAAGCC
Messenger RNA from Prorocentrum cordatum, 1716 nucleotides. Lineage: Eukaryota; Dinophyceae; Prorocentrales; Prorocentraceae. The record is from the annotation of a GenBank genome assembly.